Adineta ricciae is the source of this 963-nucleotide messenger RNA. NCBI's taxonomy places the organism in Eukaryota, Metazoa, Rotifera, Eurotatoria, Adinetida, Adinetidae. The record is from the annotation of a GenBank genome assembly.
AUGACAUUGAGUAUUAUCCUCUCAACAAUUCAAACGCAAAUCAGUCGCUAUUUUAUUUCAACAGCUUUAGCGUUUGGUAUAAUUGGAUCUUUACUAAAUAUCUUACUCUUCUCCCAUAAACGAUAUCGAAAUAACUCAUGUUGCAUUUAUUUUAUAACGGCAUCAUUUGGAAUGCUUGUUGCAAUGUGUUUUGGACUGGUGCCUAGUAUCUAUUCAGUAGAUCAUCCCAAUCCGGCAAAUACAAUAAAUGCAGUUUGUCAAUUGCGCAACUAUUUUGGUCAAUGUGGUACGAUGACAUAUCGAUGGUCACUAAUUAUGGCUUGCCUUGAUCGAUAUGCUUCAUCAUCAUACAGUGUUCGUUUGCGAGCAUUUGCUAAAUCACAUAUUGCUGUUCGUGUUUCAUUAAUUAUUGCAAGUAUAUGGAUCAUAGUGCCUAUACAUAAUUUCAUAUAUCUUAAUAUCGUUGAUGGUCAAUGUAUAUGGCUACCAGCCGGCUCUGCAAUUUACAACAGCAUGAUGGUUGUUGUAGCAGGUGGACUAUUUCCAAUAUCAACCAUGAUUACAUGCGGAAUACUUAUUCGGAAUAAUCUCAAACACAAACGUGAAAUUCGUCGAAGUAAAGUUCAAUCAAUGAAGGAAAAUGCAAGAGAUCGACAAACUUUGAUCAUGCUAGUUAUUCAAAUUAUUUUUUAUAUGAUAUUAACAUUACCGUGUGUAUUAAAUGUAAUCUAUAGCGCUUUUACAUUCUAUGUCGCAAAUAAGACCAAUGAUAGAAUAGCUAUCGAUUCAUUUCUUGAGUUUAUGAGUGAAACCCUUGCAUAUACAUAUUCAACAUCAUCAUUCUAUUUGUAUACAUUAUCAUCACCUUCAUUUCGUGAGCAUUUCAUCAAGAUUAUAUAUUCCAUUUUCAAACGCCUUAAUCAAUACCAUACUCAUUUACAUCGUGUAGCACCAUCAAUUUAA